Balaenoptera acutorostrata (minke whale) is the source of this 1716-nucleotide messenger RNA. RefSeq names its product chemerin chemokine-like receptor 2 (gene CMKLR2). The record is from RefSeq and is a predicted model, not a curated record. NCBI's taxonomy places the organism in Eukaryota, Metazoa, Chordata, Mammalia, Artiodactyla, Balaenopteridae. The transcript is spliced from 2 exons. Gene Ontology annotation, biological process: phospholipase C-activating G protein-coupled receptor signaling pathway; positive regulation of cytosolic calcium ion concentration; inflammatory response. Bases 186 to 1253 code for a protein of 355 amino acids. Gene Ontology annotation, cellular component: plasma membrane. Gene Ontology annotation, molecular function: G protein-coupled receptor activity; complement receptor activity.
AGUGCUUGCCCGUGACAUCCAGGUGGAUAAGCCAAAGAAGCAAUUGGAACUCUGUCUAGAUCUUAAGAAGUCAGGGUACAAAUAAGGAUUUUGAAGUCAUCACCACAUAAGUAUUCAUCUGUUUUCUUUUGCAUCUUCCAUAAAAUAAUAAUGCCUGAUUUCUUCAUUCUGCAUUUAGCAAGGUCAUGGAAGAUCUAGAGGAAACAUUAUUUGAAGACUUUGAGAACUACUCCUAUGCCCUGGAAUAUUACUCCCCAGAGACUGAUUUGGAGGAGAAAGCACACCUAGGAGUCGUUCACUGGGUCUCCCUCGUGUUAUACUGUUUGGCAUUUGUUCUGGGCAUUCCAGGAAAUGCCCUUGUCAUUUGGUUUACGGGAUUCAAGUGGAAGAAAACAGUCACCACUCUCUGGUUCCUCAAUCUAGCCAUUGCAGAUUUCAUUUUUCUUCUCUUCCUGCCCCUGUACAUCUCCUAUGUGGCCAUGAAUUUCCACUGGCCCUUUGGCAUCUGGUUGUGCAAGGCCAAUUCCUUCAUUGCCCAGUUGAACAUGUUUGCCAGUGUUUUCUUCCUGACGGUGAUAAGCCUGGACCGCUAUAUCUACUUGAUCCACCCUGUCUUAUCUCAUCGGUACAGGACCCUAAGGAACUCUCUGAUUGUUAUUAUAGUUGUUUGGCUUUUGGCUUCAUUAAUGGGUGGUCCAGCCCUGUUUUUCCGGGACACUCUGGAGUUCAAUAACCACACUCUUUGCUAUAACAACUUCCACGAGCAUGAUCCUGACCUCACGUUGAUGAGGCAUCAUAUUCUGACCUGGGUGAAAGUUAUUGUUGGGUACCUCUUCCCUCUUCUAACAAUGAGCAUUUGCUACUUGUGCCUCAUCUUCAAGGUGAAGAAGCGAAGCAUCCUGAUCUCCAGUAAGCACUUCUGGACCAUCCUGGCUGUGGUCAUUGCCUUUUUGAUUUGCUGGACUCCUUAUCACCUGUUUAGCAUUUGGGAGCUCACGAUUCACCACAAUAGCUAUUUCCACCAGGUGCUGCAGGCCGGAAUCCCCCUCUCCACUGGCUUGGCAUUCCUCAAUAGUUGCUUGAACCCCAUCCUUUAUGUCCUAAUUAGUAAGAAGUUCCAAGCACGCUUUCGGGCCUCAGUUGCUGAGAUACUAAAAUAUACGCUGUGCGAAGUGAGUUGUUCUGGCACAGUGAGCGAACAGCUCAGGAACUCUGAAACCAAGAGUUUGUGUCUCCUGGAAACAGCCCAGUGAAUUCUUACUCUUCCACAAAUCAGUAUAUGGCUUUCUUGUGGGUCCCCUGACAGAUGCUUUCGGAUUGUUUGGGUCCAAGACAUAGAGCUGACUGUAUCUUUUUAUUGUUUUCGGUCAUUUUAUUGGCAUCAUAUUUUUCUAUUGAUAUAAAACAUAAGAAGGAUCUUCGGGUUUUUUUCAGCAACUUAAAUUAUCUGUGUUAUUCUUGCUAAUUAUACUGUAAUGGAUUAAUUAACACUAUUUUUUCAAUUUUAAUGACUUUUUUAAAGUUCUAAAUCUUAAUAUUAAAUAUAUGACUAAUUUCAAAAAUAUAAAAAUAUGUGUGCUUAAGCUCACUUUAAUUUUGCACAAGUAACCUAUUAGACCUAGUCUUAAAAUACAACAUAUGUACUUAAUUUCUUUAUUUCAUGUAAUCUGUAUAUUGCAUUUAUGAAUUAAAGUAACAGUUGGUUAUAGUAGGUUA